Messenger RNA from Neltuma alba, 828 nucleotides. RefSeq names its product peroxidase 57-like. The record is from RefSeq and is a predicted model, not a curated record. Gene Ontology annotation, molecular function: peroxidase activity; heme binding. The transcript is spliced from 2 exons. Lineage: Eukaryota; Viridiplantae; Streptophyta; Magnoliopsida; Fabales; Fabaceae. Bases 1 to 828 code for a protein of 275 amino acids. Gene Ontology annotation, biological process: response to oxidative stress; hydrogen peroxide catabolic process.
AUGAAGAUAUCAUCGGUUGUUGUCUGCAUCCUGGUGCUGGUUCUUCCCAUGGCAUUCGCCAAGCUCAAGCUCGGAUUCUAUGACUCCUCCUGCCCUAAUGCAGAGUCCAUCGUGAAGCAAGCCGUGCAGAGGCGAUUCAACGACGACAAGACCAUCACUGCGGCCUUGCUUCGCAUGCACUUUCACGACUGUUUCGUCCGAGGUUGCGAUGCAUCGUUACUGAUAAACUCCACUGACGCCGAGAAAGACGCUGGUCAAAACGCAAGCGUACGGGGAUUUGAUUUCAUCGACGAGGUGAAGGAAAGGCUUGAAGCAGCGUGCCCUUCCACGGUGUCGUGUGUUGAUAUCAUAACACUAGCCACCAGAGACGCCGUGGCUCUGGCCGGAGGACCCAAAUAUGAGGUUCCCACCGGGCGACGCGACGGGCUUGUCUCUAGAAGCAGCGAGGUUGAUUUGCCAGGACCUGGCAUCUCAGUGCAGAAUGCCUUGAAUUUCUUUGCCAGGAAGGGAAUCGGACGACAAGACAUGGUGAGCCUUAUGGGUGGACACACGGUGGGAAAGGCGUUUGGUAGAUUUUUGGACGCCAAGACGCCCUUCGCAGUGGAUAACCAGUACUAUAAGCAAAUUCUUCAAAAAAAUGGCGUUCUGUCUAUUGAUCAAAACCUUGCUGUCUCUACGUCAACAAAGAGUAUUGUUACUGCCCUUGCAUCUGACACUGCUCAGUUUCAGCAAAGCUUCGCUGAUGCAAUGGUCAAGAUGGGUAGAAUUCAAGUUCUGGUUGGUAAUGCAGGAGAAAUCCGUAAGAAAUGCAGUGCUUUUAACAAUUAA